CGUGUCUCCCCCUCAAUCCGUCCCACAUUCCGAUCUCGGUAGCUCGAGCACACCACUUCUUCAGUUUCGCGCAAGUCCGAGUGUCGUGAGCAUGGGCCGCGAGACUAGUCAUGUCAGAUGGAUCUGGCGCCUCUCCGCCUUGACGGCGAUUUUCUUCACGGGCUUCAUCAUCGGCUGGUUUGGGCGUCCUGCUUCAGUGGGCUCUAGACCCGAUCCUUCAGUGGACCGACUGGACCAGUUUCUCCACCAGAUUCAAGCCCACAACAUCAGGCAUUACCUCAGAGACUUCACUCGUCUUCCUCACCUGGCGGGGACGGAGCAGAAUCUUCGUCUGGCAGAGCGUAUCCGUGACGACUGGGCGGAGUUUGGCUUGGAUGGGGUGGAGCUUGUGCCAUAUGAUGUCCUGCUGUCCUAUCCUAACAAGAGCCGACCCAACUACAUCUCUAUACUGGACCAGCACAGACAAGAGAUCUUCAACACAUCACUGUCGGAGCCCGUGCCUGAGGGGUAUGAGAAUGUUUCUGACACCAUCGUCCCCCCGUACAACGCCUUCUCUGCUCAAGGACAACCAGAGGGGGAGCUGGUCUAUGUGAACUAUGGGCGAACUGAAGACUUCCUGCUGUUGGAGAGGGACAUGGGCAUCAACUGCAGUGGCAAGAUCGCCAUCGCACGCUACGGCAAGAUCUUCAGAGGAAACAAGGUGAAGAACGCUGUGCUGGCGGGGGCGGUGGGCCUCAUCCUGUUCUCAGACCCCUCGGACUACAGCGCCCCUGGGGUGCCGGUGUACCCGCGCGGCUGGAACCUGCCAGGAGGGGGCGCCCAACGGGGCAACGUGCUCAACCUCAAUGGAGCAGGAGACCCGCUCACGCCAGGAUACCCUGCCAAAGAUUACACUUACAGAAUUGACCCUGAGAAGGGGGUGGGGCUUCCUAAGAUUCCGGUGCAUCCCAUUGGCUACGAUGACGCAGGCCAUCUUCUGAAGAACAUGGGUGGAGCCACGCCCCCCAGCAGCUGGAGAGGAGCGCUGAACGUGUCGUACCGGAUCGGACCGGGGUUCACCCAGGAGAACCAGAAUCUGACAGUGCGCAUAAAUGUCUACAGCACCAACCAGGUGACGCGGAUCUACAACGUCAUUGGCAAGAUCCGUGGAGCUCAGGAGCCAGACAGGUAUGUGAUCCUGGGGGGGCACCGUGACGCGUGGGUGUUCGGGGGGGUCGACCCCACCAGUGGAGCAGCCGCUGUUCAUGAGACCGCCAGGAGCGCAGGGAGACUACUGCAGACAGGUACACACACACACACACACACACACACACACACACACACACACACACACACGCGAGGCGAGCGUCCAUCUGGGAACUGUGUGGCUUUUAUCCGGGUAGGCCAGUUCCAGUAA
Messenger RNA from Clupea harengus (Atlantic herring), 1396 nucleotides. RefSeq names its product N-acetylated alpha-linked acidic dipeptidase 2 (gene naalad2). NCBI's taxonomy places the organism in Eukaryota, Metazoa, Chordata, Actinopteri, Clupeiformes, Clupeidae. The record is from RefSeq and is a predicted model, not a curated record. The coding region runs from base 92 to 1396 and encodes 434 amino acids. Gene Ontology annotation, molecular function: carboxypeptidase activity. The transcript is spliced from 11 exons.